Molecule: messenger RNA, 2043 nt
Organism: Boeremia exigua
Lineage: Eukaryota; Fungi; Ascomycota; Dothideomycetes; Pleosporales; Didymellaceae
Product: kinase-like domain-containing protein
Exons: 5
Coding region: 1-2043 (680 amino acids)
Biological process (GO): protein phosphorylation
Cellular component (GO): nucleus
Molecular function (GO): protein kinase activity; ATP binding
Source: RefSeq, a predicted model, not a curated record
AUGUCGACGCCGUCGACGGCCACGGCCACACUCCCGCCCCAUCAUCAAUUCUAUCCUCACCACCAGACAUACCCGGCCGGCCUGCCCAAUGCCAACCAAAUCGCGAACGGCUCCGCUCGAAUAGGCAAUUCCAUGUACGCCGGCUACACUAGCGGCGCCUCGAAUCCUGCCCCAGACGUCCGCCGCACCGCGAGCGCCCACGGCCGACACCCGCAGCUGCCGCCCAUCGCUGCCGCCGACAUGGGCGCGCCGUCUGUGGCCAGCGACGCCGACGAGCAGCACCGCCGCCAGACGAACUGGGCCGACUUUUACAAGAACGGCCUGCCCAAGGAGAUCAUAGUCAUCGAUGAUGACGACGAGGACGAGCCUGCCGCCCCCCGCCAGCCUGCGCUGCAGCGGACCGCCACGAACGGCUCCGCCCGCCACACCGACAAGAAGCGCAAGACGACGACCGGCACCACCGCCUACGACCCCGUCUACAACCAGCACACGUCGUACUCGACCACCCAGACGCCCUACUACGACUCGCCCAACCACUCCAUCUCCACCGACCGCACCACCUCGGCCCUCAACACCACCGCUGCCACCUCGCUCGGCUCGCAGGCCAGCAGCAGCCACCACAUCUCGCCGCUCGAAAACACUGCCGUCGGCCAGAAGAGGAAGCGCACACGCGCGGCCGCCCAGGACGAGGCUAAGCAGGCGAAGAGACGAGACCUGGACGAUCGCGACCCUUUUGCCCUAUAUCAGCCACCGCCCAACCCGGUCAUCAAGGCAAAGGAUGUCUACGUCCAAGUCGUUGCAGAUAAGUCCAACUACAAGGAUCAAAAGGUCGACGAUGAGGACGGCCACUAUGUCGUCGUGCCAGAAGCCGACCUCACAGAGCGAUACCAGAUCCUAAAACUCCUAGGCCAGGGAACCUUCGGCAAAGUCGUCGAAGCCUGGGACAGGAGAAAGGGCACCAAGUGCGCCAUCAAGGUCAUUCGCUCAGUACCGAAAUACCGAGAUGCUAGUCGCAUCGAGUUGCGCGUACUGUCGACACUGGCCUCCAACGACAAGCACAACGUCAACCGAUGCAUCCACCUGCGCGACUGCUUCGACUUCCGCAACCACAUCUGCAUUGUCACAGAUCUGUAUGGGCAGAGCGUCUUCGACUUCCUCAAGAGCAACAGCUUUGUUCCUUUCCCAAGUUCACACAUACAGAAGUUUGCAAAGCAGCUUUUUACAAGUGUCGCCUUCCUGCACGACCUGAACCUCAUCCACACCGAUCUCAAGCCAGAGAACAUUCUCUUGGUACAGAAUGCCUAUCAGACGUUUACCUACAACCGCACAGUACCGUCGUCGUCCACAACGGUCAACCGCACGGCAAGACAUCGCAAGGUCCUCCUCGACCCGGAGAUUCGACUUAUCGACUUUGGAUCGGCGACCUUCAAUGAUGAGUACCACUCUUCGGUUGUCUCCACACGGCACUACCGUGCACCGGAGAUCAUUCUCAACCUUGGUUGGAGUUUCCCUUGCGACAUCUGGAGCAUAGGGUGCAUUCUCGUCGAAUUCUUCACUGGCGAUGCCCUCUUCCAGACGCACGAUAACCUCGAGCAUCUGGCUAUGAUGGAGGCCGUGUGUGGUGGCAAGAUUGAUCGAGACAUCGUCAGAGCGGUCUACAAGCAGGACCGCACAACCUCUCGCAACUCAGCCAAUUCUGCCGCACGAUACUUCAAGAACUACAAGCUGGACUACCCAAACAACGAGAUCAACAAGGCGUCGAAGAAAUAUGUAAAGGCGAUGAAGAAGCUCCAUGAAACAAUACCGGGCCACACCGAUUUCAACAAACAGUUCCUUGACCUCCUAAGACGGAUAUUCGUGUACGAUCCCAAGAAGCGCAUCACCGCCAAGGAAGCACUACAACACCCUUGGUUCAAGGAGUCGCUUAUGGACGACGGCACAGAAGCACACAAGAUCCGGCUAGAGAGAGAAAAGAAGGCAAGGCGACAAGAAGAAGAGCGCCGGUACCAGCGGGACCGGCAAGAGAACACACGAGCGUACUAG